Danaus plexippus (monarch butterfly) is the source of this 5923-nucleotide messenger RNA. RefSeq names its product pleckstrin homology-like domain family B member 1. Gene Ontology annotation, molecular function: protein binding. The record is from RefSeq and is a predicted model, not a curated record. Lineage: Eukaryota; Metazoa; Arthropoda; Insecta; Lepidoptera; Nymphalidae. The transcript is spliced from 19 exons. The coding region runs from base 321 to 4970 and encodes 1549 amino acids.
UGAGUUGCUGGGUGUUGUUUGUGAUUGUUUUGUUUACGUUUUACUUUAUAAAUUAAAGUUAUAUUCAGUUUAUUUUCAUCACAUAAUUAUAAGAAAAAACUGCGUUGUGUAUCGCUGUGAUGCUUAUAGCAGAUUAUGUUUUAAUUAGUUAUGUUUUAUUGUUUAGUGUUCGAUGAUUUUUUUUUACUAAAUCAUCAUACUUUUUAACGAAAUAAUAAGUGCAAAAAAAUACAAAGUAACGGCGAUGAUCCCAUUGGCUAAUCUGCUGUCACUAUGACGUGUGAUCGCACCUGAUUGGCGGAGGGCGCCGGUUGGUCGAAAUGUCGGGUUUGCCAAAUAGGGCGGAUGACCCGAUAAAUGGAGUCGAUGUACGGGAGCAAGGAAGCGCUUUGAGGGUCGCCACUAAUACGCCUCAUCUGGUGAGCCUCGGGACCGGAAGACUAAGCACGGCUGUGACGCUACAUCCUAUCAAACAAGGUCGUGUGACCAUAGGGUCGGAUCCGACCUGCGACGUUUACGUUAUAGGUACGGGGGUAUCUAACGUACAUUGCCGGGUGGAAAACUCCCACGACGUAGUGACGUUGUAUCCCAUCAGCGGCACCACGUUACUCGAUGGCUUGCCCGUUGACAAGCCAACGAGAUUAUCGCAAGGUUCCAUGCUAACGAUAGGUAGGUCAAACUACCUUCGUUUCAAUCACCCCGAAGAGGCAAAGCUCAUGAAGUCUGUCCUGCCAUCAGCUCACGUGUCCAUGGCUCCAAUACAGUUCACACCAAACGAACAAUGUCUACCAACUGGCUACGAGAAUCACAACUCGGACCCAAGCGACCAAUGCUAUCAAAACAUCCACAGAGUAUACAAAAAUAAUUCUCUAACGCAGUUAGACCGCGAAUUAGAUGUGACGUUGCGGGAAAUGUCCCGGAACAAGCCGCCCGUGGUCCCCCGGAAGAUGAAUAGAGAUCUGGACACGUCAGAUACGAGCUCCGACCAAGAAACUAAACCGAAGGCCGGCAGCAUCAUGGCCAAAGUGUCCAAAUUCGAGUACUACGCCAAGCAGCAGAAAAAUAACAGCAAGAGUCACUUCUACACCAACGACAUGGAAAUAUGUCCCAAAGUAUUCAGCUCAGACUCGCUGACAGUGAACACGCCGGCCAAGGACGUGCUCGGCGGGAGAAACGUGCCGGUUUAUAUGAACAAGGUGAUGGAUCCGAAGGUUAUAGUGCUCCACGAGAACAACGCGGAGCAAAAGAAUUCGACCAGGAGCAGGAAAAUAGACGACAUACUGAGGAAUUUCGACGACACGUCCAAGUUACCGAAGAAAGUCAACAACGAAUCCAAGGAUCACAUAUAUGGGAAAAUUAAUGUGGACAGGAAAGAAUCGAAGGGCUCCAGCGACAUCAGGCAGCUCAAUAUGGAUAGUGAUUACGGCAGGCUGUGCGGGGUGGGGAAGGUCGUGUGUUUGUCUUCGCCGGCCUAUGACAGGAACCCGCAGUAUUCGCCGGUAUACGCCAACUCACACUACGAGAGGAGUCUGGAAGCAGAGAGUAUGAGGGCUAAGGCUCAUCAGGACAGAGUCAAGGAGGAAGAACAAAAAGUUGCGGAAACAGCGCGCCUGGAAGAAAUACUCAAUAUGUGUGCCGAGUACGAGAAGCAGAUUACUUCCGGGGUGCCAAUAACGCCAACUGAGAAAAGAUCUCACAACAAGAUAAUAACUAACGGCUCUCUUCCGAGAAGUGUUACAGUCAACAACCCUAACUUCGUGCAGACAACCGAUGGUUACUACAGGUUUGAUACUAGUCACAAAAACACAAACAGUCAGCUCCAAAGGAAUGUAUCUGGUUACGAGAAUUUUGAGUCGCCGAGAACCGAACCCGUGACACCGGUCGUCAGCACGGAGAAUUACGAGAACAUAGGACGAAUGGACGAAAUCGGCAUACCGCUGUACGAAGACGCCGACAAGGAAUUGUCCAGUCCGGUCAUGAUAAGGAAGCUCAGCCAGAACACGUCACCCAUAAGCAGCCCCUACGAAAACGUCUAUCUGAAGAACAACAUGGGCAUUAAACCUAAAUCCCCAAACACACAGAGCCCCAGAACAAGAAUAAAGACGAGUUUCGCACACAAAAACCUACCAUCACCACAAUAUUUCAUCUUCCCGCCGACGGACGCUAAAACAGAAGCCGUUCACAACGAGACAGCCGGCAGCAUCAGCUGCAACGGCAUCGAGGAGAAAUUGAGCUUAGACGAUGAGAUACCCAUGAUAGAUGACUUGGAUAUCACCAACGAUAUAGAACUCAGACAUUCCAAGGUCGAGAGGGACGAAGACAAGCUGAUGACCAAAAACAAGAGCUUCGACGACGUCAAGAAAGAGUUGAUGGCGGACAUACCGGAGCUGGAGGAAUUCGAGAACGAUCUGAACAAGAGGGACAAGAUACAGGGUGUGGCAGACGUCUUCAGGUCUAUAGAUAUAGAAGAGAAUUCUAUAGAUAGUGUCAUAUAUGAGAGCGCUGAGGAUCUGAAGUCUAGAUACGAAAAUCUUAAAGAGGAGAGGCGAAAACUGAUGGCACAGAUCCACGACGUGAAGUGCAAAAUGACAGAAAUACGGUCCCAGGAGGACGACAUCUUGAGAGAGCUGGAAAUGGAAAAAGCCUUAAUUAAAGGUGAAUAUGAUUCAGAGAUAGCCAUCCUGAAUAUAGAACAGAAGAAGAAGACAGAGUUACUGGACAGUAUUAAGAAGAUAGAAGAAGAUAUACGACUGUUGAAGGACAAACAGGAAGCUCGCCAGAAAGAGAUGAGAGAUAGAGUUGACAUAGCUACCAUGAAAGUUGAAAAGUUAGAAAUGGAUUUGAAGGACAACAAAGCGACCUUGGAAGAACUUCAGAACGCUCAAGAUAUACUGGAGAAUGAAACCAGGAUAUACGAGGACCUGGAAUUCACACAGCUGGAAGAAGAAUCGGAGUUGCUCUCCAAUAGAGAGGACGUACAGAACGAGCUAAGUUUAUUGAUAAAAAAAAUAGAUGAGCAAAAAACUCGAAUACUAACAUUGAAGUCGGAAGCGAACGACAACCUCACGUCCGCUGUGGAGGAAACGAAGGUCCUGCAAGCGGAGUAUGUUAAGCUACUGAAUGAAGUGGAACACCUCACUGGCAAAGUUCAGAUCAUAGAGCAAGAGUUGAAGCCGAUAGUCACCAGACUCAACGAGGACCGGACGCAGUCUCCAGACAGCGCCUUCUACACAGACCAGACACGGGCGAAGUCGGGGGAGUUCGGUUACUCGCCGCAAACAUCAGACGACGACGAUUUGGUGGACCAUGCGAAGCAGCUGAAGGAAAAGUUCACGUCGAUCGAUCGGAUGUCCCAGUCUAUGAUAGUGGACAUAGAGAGACGGGUCGCUGACCUCGACGACCCGGUGACCAGCCCCUACAAGGCCAAAGAGAAGAAAGGCUUCUGGGAGAGGAACUUCGACUCGCUGAAACGGAAGAAGAAAAAAGCAGAGAAGGUCGACCUCAUGUCGCAGAGUCUGAACGAAAAUAUUUUCUACAAUGACAACAUAGAAGCAGAUAACCCGACAGACAAUCACAGCGGUCUGAAGAACUCGAAACGCAAGAACGUACCGCUGAAGAGCAAUUCGUCGUCAAAGAUACCAACAUUCGCCGCGUUGGGCAAGAUCAUUAAGAAGGAUUCGCUGAAACGGAAAGAGACACAGAACAAAGAGAACAAGCCGGAGGAGACGGGCAACAGAUACGUCAAGAAUAACAAGACAACGGACAAUAAAUACAAGUCCAAGUCACUCUCACCCGACAAGCAACCCGUGAUAGAAGAAACUACCUUCAAGGUUGAGAAUUUGAAAGUUCUGCACAGGAAGAGCUGUGGAGACGAGCCCACGAGGGUCGACUACCAGAAGAUAACGGAUUCCGGGAAGAUUCCAUCCCAGGAUGACAUCGACAGGAUCUCCAAGGUCACCAUCGACGCUCCGAUACUGCCCAGCGACACCGACGUCAACACCCUCGGCAAGAGAACCCUGGACAGCCUCAUGGAGAUUGAGAGGAAGAGAAUUGAAAUGCUCGAGGAAAAAGGCUGUCAAAUGAUCGAAAACGAACGAGAGAAAAUAUCCGAAUUAAAGAAACGAGUGCAAGACGAAACUAAGAAGCUGUGGGACCAGCGCGCCAAGGACCAGAAACCUGACACGCGGCAGUCCCCUGUCAGCGUGACGGCUGUCAGCCUGACACCUGUCAGCUUGACAGCCGCCAACCUGGCCUGUGAGUUCGACAGCCCUAACAGCACGUUCGGAAACGAAGACGUCAGCUUUGACUACAACAUGACCAGCUCUACAAUAUACGAAGAGAGUUCUGGUUUCCUGUCAUCGUCGAUAGAAGAGCUGCAACGUAACUCCCGAACCGAAUCCGCCGAGGAGGACAGGCGUAGCGAUGACAGCAGACCUCUCAGUCACGCCUCGGACUUCAGCAGAGACAACAUAUUGUCAAACGCCCCGCGCCGGAGUCGUCGGGGUGUCAGUGUGUCCGCUGAGUGGAGACGACCUCUCACCAGGUACCUUCCUGUUGACAGAGAAGACUUCGAUCUACGGACACAUGUCGAAUCCGCUGGUCACCAGGUCGAGCUGUGCCCCUACGUGAGCGUCUCGUCUAGUUCGUGUCGCGGAUAUUUACACAAACUGGGGGCGAAAUUCCACACCUGGUCCAAAAGGUGGUUUGUCUUCGAUAGAGAAUCGAAAACAUUCGUGUACUACUGGGAUAAGAGCGAGAGGAAGCCGAGAGGGGGAGCUUACUUCCAAGUCAUAGAAGAAGUAUACCUGGACCAUGGGAACACUUCCAAGUCCCCGAGCCCUCAGACAACAUUCAUAGUGAAGACCAAGCAGAGGCGCUACUACCUCAUGGCGCCGUCCGGCGAGGCCGCCAGGAUAUGGAUAGAUGUCAUAUUUACCGGCGCUCAGGGUUACACUGAGUAUUUGGAGUAGAACUGAGCAUCCGGAUAAGACACUGAGCAUUGGGAACACACCCAAGUUUGAAAUAACUGAGCGGUGGUAACACAGGUCUCAAAUUUGAGAUAUAAUUUGUUUGAUAUCUCACUUCAUUUCAUUCGACUGUGAGUUUCUGUACUUUUCAAAGUAUGCUUACAGUUGAUGUAUUUUAUGUCAUUUUAAAACAACUCUUUUGCAGCAGCGGGGGUUUUGUUUCAGUAUUUUUGUUUUAAAACAAGUUUUCUACUAAGUACUGUUAUAUUAAUGGUGUCGAGGCAGCUUUUAUUGGUUUGUCCUAUAUAUAUAAACUACUAGGAUCAUCGCAUGUUGGUGAAUGUGAUAGAAAAUAGUUAUAUUUACUUAUACAUUGUAUUUGUAAUCGAAAUAUAUUAUUCAACAUUAUAUUAGUAUGUGAUCAGGAAUUGAUUGUGUCUAAGAAAUAAUUUAUAUACAUUUUUAUGAGAUAUUUAAUUAUAUAUAUGUAUGUCUGCAUGCUUCCUAUGAACAGUAUUCUAAAUUAUUCAGACAAUAAAUCGUGCCAAUCGAUAUACAAAACAAAUUAUAAUAAUAAUCGGUGCCUUGUAUAAGACUGAUACAAGAAAUUUACCAUAUAUGUAUAAAUAUAUUGAUAAUCGCAUGAAAGCUGCACUUUUAUAUGUUACCGCUCUGGCAACUUUACAUUGCCACAGAUCGACUAAGAGGGGUGCACUUACUUAAUGUAAAUAAUUUGCUCGCUUUUUUUUCAUAGGAAAAAAAUCUCAUCGACCGUUCCUCUUGAUGUAAAUGAGUUUUAUUUUUUAUAUAACACUGCAUUUAUGUUUGAUAGUUGUUAAGAUGAAAGUAAUGAAUCUGUACCAGUGUAUAAAAUAAUUAUAAGGCUUUCGAUACGGCUCAUACCAACAUUACUGUAAGGUCACUUCUUAACAAAUUAAUAAAUCACUAUUAUACAA